Pungitius pungitius (ninespine stickleback) is the source of this 1424-nucleotide messenger RNA. It is a transcript of the gene ckba, whose product is annotated as creatine kinase, brain a. The transcript has 8 exons. Gene Ontology annotation, molecular function: creatine kinase activity. NCBI's taxonomy places the organism in Eukaryota, Metazoa, Chordata, Actinopteri, Perciformes, Gasterosteidae. Gene Ontology annotation, biological process: phosphocreatine biosynthetic process. Bases 160 to 1305 code for a protein of 381 amino acids. The record is from RefSeq and is a predicted model, not a curated record.
GAGACGAGCUGCUAUAAAUUACGACCUCAAGCCGUGAGCCCGAUCGCAGAUCUGCUCGGACGCUGCUGGUGAUUCGUAAGCUCCUCGGUCGGAACAAUAGGGAUAUUUGUCUCAACUCCUGGUAGUAGUAGUCCUCAAAUUCGACAACAGGGAUCAGCCAUGCCUUUCGGUAAUACGCACAACCAGCUCAAGAUGAAGUACACCUCGGAGCAGGAGUACCCGGACCUCAGCAAACACAACAACCACAUGGCCAAGAUCCUGACUCCGGCCAUGUACGAGCGGCUGAGGAGCAAGGAGACACCCAGUGGAUUUACUCUGGAUGAUGUCAUUCAGACUGGGAUUGACAACCCAGGCCACCCCUUCAUCAUGACGGUGGGCUGCGUCGCAGGAGACGAGGAGACGUACGAGGUCUUCAAAGAGCUCCUGGACCCCGUGAUCGAGGACCGCCAUGGAGGCUACAAACCCUCCGACAAGCACAAGACCGACCUCAACCCGAGCAACCUGAAGGGCGGUGACGACCUUGACCCCAACUACGUCCUGAGCUCCCGAGUCCGAACAGGCCGCAGCGUACGCGGCUUCUGCCUGCCGCCUCACUGCAGCCGAGGGGAGAGGCGCGCUGUGGAGAAGCUCUCCAUCGAAGCCCUGGCCUCUCUGAGCGGAGACCUCAAUGGAAAAUACUACGCCCUGAAGAACAUGACGGAUGCGGAGCAGCAGCAACUCAUCGACGACCACUUCCUGUUUGACAAGCCAGUGUCUCCUCUGCUGCUGGCCUCCGGGAUGGGCCGCGACUGGCCCGACGCCAGGGGCAUCUGGCACAACGAUAGCAAGACAUUCCUGGUGUGGGUGAACGAGGAGGACCACCUGCGCGUCAUCUCCAUGCAGAAGGGCGGCAACAUGAAGGAGGUGUUCAAUCGCUUCUGUACCGGACUCACCAAGAUCGAGACCCUGUUCAAGGAGAGGAACCACGCCUUCAUGUGGAACGAGCACCUGGGCUACGUCCUCACCUGCCCCUCCAACCUGGGCACUGGCCUGCGUGCUGGUGUGCACGUGAAGCUUCCCAACAUGAGCAAAAAUCCCAAGUUUGAGGAUGUUCUCAAGAAGCUGAGGCUCCAGAAACGUGGAACUGGUGGAGUCGACACGGCCGCUGUGGGCGGAGUGUUCGACAUCUCCAACGCAGACCGACUGGGCUUCUCUGAGGUGGAGCUGGUGCAGAUGGUGGUGGAUGGAGUCAAGCUGCUGGUGGAGAUGGAGAAGAAGCUGGAGAAGGGCCAGUCUAUCGAUGACAUCAUGCCCGCCCAGAAGUAAAACCGUGGUGACGCCCCCCAACACUGAAUGAAUGACUCUGUCCCAGUUUGGAUUUGUUUGUGUAUUUAAGACAACUGUUCCUGUAAGGAUGGAAAUAAAAUAAACCUGUUUCAACAUGA